Messenger RNA from Hyaloperonospora brassicae, 663 nucleotides. The record is from the annotation of a GenBank genome assembly. Lineage: Eukaryota; Oomycota; Peronosporomycetes; Peronosporales; Peronosporaceae.
AUGUGUGUCGUGUGGCGUCCGGAGGGGGGAAGUGUCCGCUUUAUCGACCGUGUCUACGACCAGGUACUGCCUGACGCAGAACAGUCGCUCUUACGGAACGGGAUCGACCACAUUGGCGUCGGGUUCGACUUGCAGUUCACCCCUUGCUCUGGCGGAAGUAAUCGACAGCGGACUCGGAUCUUCGCACAUGCGUACGCAUCGGACAAACCCACUCGAGCGUUUUCAAAGCACGUUUCGAACGACCCUGAGGCAGGUAAAACGGCUGGUCUAGCAAACUUGGCGCGUCGUCGAGCGAUGCUCAUGAACCCAGAAGCUCGAAGCGUGAUGCGGACGUUGACCGAGUCGCUGCAACGAUUUGACCGCGUCAUUCGUCGUCGUCGCUUCGGGUUCCAGUCCUUCGUCUACUUUCCAAAAGCCGACGUCGACCCGUUGUUUGAACGGUGCUGUCUGAUCUGCAACAAGACCUUCAGCUUCUUUCGUCGAGAUUUCUACUGCCAGCUCUGUGGCCACAUGGUCUGCAACAACUGCUCGGAUCUGUUCGACGUGGAGACGAAAGCUCGUAGUGUCAACGCGAACCAUUGCGUGCGAGUCGGUAUGCUUGAGGUCUAUCGCUGUCAAGUCGAGCACGUAAGCGUUCACGACAGCGCUCGAGUCCCCAUCUAG